Triticum turgidum subsp. durum (durum wheat) is the source of this 681-nucleotide messenger RNA. Lineage: Eukaryota; Viridiplantae; Streptophyta; Magnoliopsida; Poales; Poaceae. The record is from the annotation of a GenBank genome assembly.
AUGAGCACCAGCGAGGCCGCCACUGUCAUCCCCGUUUACGACGUCGCCCCCGGCCAGGGCGCGCCCUCCAAGGCCCCCGCAGCCGCGCCCCCGUCUGCCGCGGCGGCCGCUCCUGCAGCUGCGGCCACGACGACAGCCCCGCGCAAGUUCCCCAUGCGGUUCUUCCGGCGGAGCGACCGCGGCAGCCGGUGCAUGGCGUUCCUCGACUUCCUGCUGAGGAUCGCGGCGUUCGGGCCCGCGCUCGCGGCGGCCAUCGCGACCGGCACGUCCGACGAGACGCUCUCCGUCUUCACCGAGUUCUUCCAGUUCCGCGCCCGUUUCGACGAAUUCCCGGCCUUCCUGUUCCUCAUGGUGGCGAGCGCGAUCGCCGCGGGGUACCUGCUGUUAUCCCUCCCGUUCUCCGCCGUCGUCGUGCUGCGGCCUCAAACCACCGUCCUCAGGCUUCUCUUGCUCGUCUGCGACACGAUCAUGCUCGGGCUGCUGACGGCGGGGGCAGCGGCGGCGGCGGCCAUCGUGGACCUGGCGCACAGCGGGAACGAGCGUGCCAACUGGGUGCCCAUCUGCAUGCAGUUCCACGGCUUCUGCCGGCGCACGAGCGGCGCCGUCGUGGCCUCCUUCCUCUCCGUCUUCAUCUUCGUGCUCCUCGUCGUCCUCGCCGCCUUCUCCAUCAGGAAGCGCUGA